AAAAGAACGGGCGCCCUCUGCGGUCGGGAUGAUGAUUACAUUUCCCAUCAUGCAACACACCAACGCGCUUUUACCGGCCUCUCGCGAGAAUACGGCCUCUUCCCAGGCCGUCGUUGAAAGAGACACAGGCCAUGUUCAGUACCAGCGCGAAAAUAGUGAAGCCGAAUGGCGAAAAGCCAGACGAGUUUGAGUCUGGCAUUUCCCAGGCUCUUCUUGAGCUGGAGAUGAACUCUGAUUUGAAGGCUCAGCUGAGGGAACUCCACAUCACCGCUGCUAAGGAAAUUGAGGUUGGUGGUAGCAGGAAAGCCAUCAUCAUCUUUGUUCCUGUGCCUCAGUUGAAAUCCUUCCAGAAGAUCCAGGUGAGGCUCGUGCGUGAGCUGGAGAAAAAAUUCAGCGGCAAGCAUGUGGUGUUCAUCGCUCAGAGAAGAAUCCUGCCUAAACCCACAAGGAAAAGCCGCAUUAAAAACAAGCAGAAGCGUCCCAGGAGCCGAACUCUGACUAACGUACAUGAUGCUAUCCUUGAGGACCUGGUCUUUCCCAGCGAAAUUGUUGGCAAAAGGAUUCGCGUGAAACUGGACAGCAGCAGGCUCAUCAAGGUCCACCUCGACAAGGCACAGCAAAACAAUGUUGAACACAAAGUUGAGACCUUCUCUGGUGUCUAUAAGAAGCUCACAGGCAAGGAUGUGAUAUUUGAAUUCCCGGAGUUCCAACUGUAAAGUGCAGAUGACAAAAUAAAUUUGUUUACUGUCA
Messenger RNA from Megalobrama amblycephala (Wuchang bream), 750 nucleotides. RefSeq names its product ribosomal protein S7 (gene rps7). Gene Ontology annotation, molecular function: structural constituent of ribosome. Gene Ontology annotation, cellular component: ribosome; small-subunit processome; 90S preribosome. The record is from RefSeq and is a predicted model, not a curated record. Bases 132 to 716 code for a protein of 194 amino acids. The transcript is spliced from 7 exons. NCBI's taxonomy places the organism in Eukaryota, Metazoa, Chordata, Actinopteri, Cypriniformes, Xenocyprididae. Gene Ontology annotation, biological process: translation; rRNA processing; ribosomal small subunit biogenesis.